This is a messenger RNA of Eimeria acervulina, 1953 nucleotides long. RefSeq lists its product as hypothetical. Bases 1 to 1953 code for a protein of 650 amino acids. Lineage: Eukaryota; Apicomplexa; Conoidasida; Eucoccidiorida; Eimeriidae. The transcript has 3 exons. The record is from RefSeq and is a predicted model, not a curated record.
AUGUUUUCCAGCUUAGGCGCUGCCUUGUCGGGGGAUGGCGACGCAUGGGAUGUAUCGGCACUCAACCAUCUCGACUCCUCUGCAUCGGGGCGAAGCCCUGUACGUAGUUUCCCUCCAAAGGCAUUGCGUGUUCAUCCAUGCAUAUCCGUUCUUCUAGCAGGCUUGGCCUCCGUUGCAGCAGUCACCAUGCUAAUAUCCCUCUGUAGUGCGAGCCAGAGGAGGUUGGCUUCGAAGGGCCUCCAUACCCGCCAGCUUUCAGAUGAAGGCAAUUCCAGCUCUAAUCUUACCCCGCAGUGUGUUGUUUAUUCGAGAUCAAGUAGUAUGUCAGUUUCGCCUCCUCAGAGGAAACUGCCGCUGAAAAAGCGGAAGCUGCCGGUGGCAGAGGGCACGGCGUUGGGCAUAGGAGAAGAAGAGUGGAUCAGUGGUCCUUCAGGCUCCCCAACCCCAGUCUCAUCGAAUUCGCUACUUCGGGAACUUCCUCCAAGACCAUCGGAAGCUCCUGAUUUGCUCCACGGCAUGCAGCGAAUUGCUGACCAGAACACGCGAUAUCCUACUCCACCACCGAUAAGCCGGAAAACAUGGCUAGACGCAGGAUGCAGUGGCGUCGACCAUGUAGGCAUCCGGAUGUAUCCCAGCUUUCCAUGCUCUAGUUCAUCGCUGUCGAUGCUCGAAACGAUUCCGGGGACGCCAUCAGGCACUCCGGAACUUCCAUCAUUAUCUGCCACUCUUCUGCUACCGGAGGGAUUUCCGAUUCCACAGACACCCAUAUUUAGGGGAGUAUCGGAAGUGGGGGCAGGUUAUGGCCAAUAUAUCCAGCAAACAUCUCUAGGCUCCUCGGGCCCAAGUAAUUCGCAGUCGGCUUUUUGGACAAUCCUGGGAGGGAGCGCUCGACGUUCGACUCAAUCGUUAUCGUCGCCCCUUGAGCAAGUGAGACACCAGCACAAGAAGGGACCAUGGUCCCGAUGGGAUCAAUGGACUAAGGAAGUGUUGCCACGGGGAGGAGGUUAUGAUUUACCGUGCCACAAUCCUGCCGCUUCCGGCCCUAGCAAACGGCAUCCAACGAGUAAUGCACUGCCAACGGUUCACUUUGGAGCUUUAGCGCCGGGACCUUUUCCGUUCUUCCAUCUUUUGGCAAGGCAGACAACGAUACAUCCACGCGUGGCCGAGGCGGGUCCUCCAGAAGAAAGAUCAACGGAAACCCAAAUGCAAGAACGGCUAGAUCAGAUUCCAAGGCCUCAUGGUGUACAUUCAGCAACAAGCGUGGUUACACCGGGAGAUAAGAUCGGAAGGGAAUGCAAAAGCAACUCGGGCAGUGAAGCGGAAAAUGCUCUGGAGAUUAAGACGAGCUCAACAGAAGAAGAUAAGCGCGAAGCUAAGCCACCUGGACCAAUACAGUCCCUUCAGAGUUUAACUUCGUUUUCCCCGGAUGUUUCCGGUUGGUUACCGCUAGAAUUUCGUCCCACAAUGGCCCUGCCUCUUGAGGAUUCUGAAUCUCAAGUUCACCUAUUUUUCCGCCAGCCGGUACUGUAUCCUCCAAUAGUUUUGAGGCCAUUCUGCGCAGCAGCUGCCUUCGGCUUUAGGCCUGUGCCCACAGACCCAGUCCCCCUACUGGAACAAUCGCGCAGGAUUCUUAGGCUGUCUAUUAUUACUCCUGAAGAUCUCGAAAGAUUAACUGCGAUAGCGGAACGGCUAGUUUCGUACGCGAUGGUUCAUCAGACGAAACCUUUGACUAAUUGCACUUACCUCCGUGCUCUUGAAGGCAUGGGGCUGCGCUUUAUGAUUCUCGACGCGGUUCUCUGCAUAAACAGUCUCAUCGACUUUUUCGGAGCAGUGCAUUUGACGGUUGGAGAACUGACGAGAGAAUUGCACACUGCGUGCAUGGAGGGGCGCCCAGAGGUAGUUGACUUGUGGUCUGGAAGGCGUACAUUGGUGCAGAAGAUCGUGGAGCUAUAG